UGAUUCAUCUUUGUUUAUCAACCUUCAUUUCUCAUAUGGAUUCAAUAAGCUCAAUUGGAGUUUCCAUAGCCAUCAUUUGCUUUCUCAUCCUCCAUUGCUUCCCCUUCAAGAAACAUCUUUACCGGUUCUUUAUAAUUAGCUGGCCGGUUGUUGGGAUGAUUCCGGGUCUUGUCUUGGUGCUCCACCGUGUCUAUGACUUCACAGUGGAGCUUUUUGAAAGCACUGAGCUAACAUUUUUAUUCAAGGGACCGUGGUUCGUUGGAAUGGAUAUGCUGCUCACAGCUGAUCCAGCUAAUAUUCACUACAUAGUAAACUCAAACUUCUCCAACUUUGUUAAAGGUUCUGACUUCAAAGAAGUCUUUGAUGCCUUCGAAUAUGCUUUACUCACAAAGGACUCGGUGGCAUGGAAGAAUCUGAGGAAAGCUACUCAUGUCAUGAUCAACCAUCAAGGAUUUCAAAGAUUGUCAAUGAGUACCAUGAGAGGUAAACUCAAGGAUGGGCUUGUUCCAUUUUUUAAUCAUACCGCUGAGGAAGGCACAACCGUAGAUUUACAAGAAGUGUUCCGGAGGUUCACGUUUGAUAUAACUCUAGUUACUGUAACUGGGUGUGAUGAUCCUAGAUCUCUCUCCAUUGACAUGCCAGAGGUUGAGUCGGCUAAAGCUCUAGACGAUAUAGUAGAAGGGAUAAAGUAUAGGCAUGUUAAACCUAGAUUCUUGUGGAAGCUGCAAAAAUGGACUGGAGUCGGGAUAGAGAAGAAGAUGACAGAAGCUGGUGCCAUUUUUGAUAGAGUGUGUGCAAAAUACAUAUCAGCCAGGAGAGAAGAGAUAAAAAGAUCACAAGGGAUUGAUCAUGACCAUUGUGAUGGAGAAAGUGAAGAUCUUUUGACAUCUCAUAUAAAGCUUGAUACAACCAAGUACCAGCUCUUGGAUCCUAUCAAUGAUAAAUUCCUUAGAGAUAAUGUCUUAGCUUUAAUACUAGCUGGGAGAGAUACCAUUGCCUCUGCUCUCACUUGGUUCUUCUGGCUUUUGUCUGAAAACCCUAAAGCGAUGACUAAGAUUCGCCAAGAGAUUAACAAGAUUCUACCAAGAAGUAGUAGUAGUAGUUGCCAAGAGACGCCAUCUUAUGAUCCAAUGGAGUGCGUAAACAAGUUAAUGUAUCUACAUGCCGCAUUGUGUGAGACAAUGAGGCUUUACCCACCGGUCCCUCUCGAGCGUGUGUCUCCUCUAGAAUCAGAUGUGCUUCCAAGUGGACAUAAAGUCGAAGCAAACUCAAACAUUUUGAUCUUCAUUUAUGGGGUUGGUAGGAUGAGAGCUGUAUGGGGAGAAGAUGCCUUAGACUUCAAGCCAGAGAGAUGGAUUUCGGAGACCGGAGAGUUGAGACAUAUACCUGCCUUCAAGUUCUUAGCUUUCAAUGCUGGCCCAAGAAUAUGCUUGGGUAAGCAAUUAGCUAUGAUUCUAAUGAAGAAUGUGGCGGUGGAGAUAUUACAAAACUAUGACAUUAAGGUUGCCACAGGGCAGAAGUUUGAACCGGAUACUAGUUUAAUUCUUAGAAUGAAGCAUGGAUUUAAGGUUACAAUUAACAAGAGAUGUUCAGGUUAAUAUUAGUGAAAUAAUUAUGUUGUGUUUCUCCCACGUCGCUAAAGAAAUCUUAGUUGGUCAAAAAAAAAAAAACUUCAGUAGUGACUUGUUUACCAUUUCGGGGUUUUUACCUAUAUUUCUUAAACCAAUUCGGACUUAAGAAACUUAACUGUUACUUCUUGUUUUUAUUUAUUUAUAGUAUGUCAGUUUGACCACUGAUUUAGAAAAAAGAUGUGUAAAAGAUUUGGGAAGAACA
This is a messenger RNA of Camelina sativa (false flax), 1833 nucleotides long. Lineage: Eukaryota; Viridiplantae; Streptophyta; Magnoliopsida; Brassicales; Brassicaceae. The record is from RefSeq and is a predicted model, not a curated record.